UUCAGAAAACACAAUGAGGGGAAAUAAACAGGAAGAGUGAAGCAGACCCACAGUGAAGCGGGACAUUAAAUCCACAACCCGGGACAGCAGGACAGGCAGCUGCAAACGGGACAGUUGGGGGGUAUGUUAAAGAAGCUUAUUAUUUAUGAGGGAGGCGGGCAGGCAACCUUCAGAAUAAGUGCUGGAGCAAAACCCUCUUUUGAACAGGCAUAUUGUACACCAUCUCCUAAUUUUUAUCUCACCCAUCCGGCUGCGGUCACGCCUCUUUCCUGGGUCCUCAGCCGACAGCUCGUGACGUCAGGCGCAUAGUCUCUUCUCGCGAGACUUCGGAAAACACAGUGAGGCAAAAACCAGGAAGAGUGAAACUGAGCCACAGUGAAGCGGGACAUUAAGUCCACAACCCGGGACAGCAAGACAAGCAGCUGAAACGGGGCUGUUGGGUGAUUUCAUUGCCACUUCUGCCAGCUUCACCUGACAGAUUGUCUGAGAAUCCAUCAUGACUUCCACAAAACAGAAGACAUCAAGAAGCAAAGAUGAUGCCCCACAUGAACUAGAGAGCCAGUUCAUCUUGCGACUCCCACAGGAAUAUGCCUCAACAGUUAGGAGGGUGGUCCAGUCUGGGAGUAUAAAUACAAAAGACAGACUUUCUAUUGAGUUACAUCCUGACGGACGUCAUGGAAUUGUACGUGUUGACCGUGUCCCACUAGCUGCAAAACUAGUUGAUGUUCCCUGCACAGUGGAGUGUUUAAAGACUAUCGACAAAAAGACUUUCUACAAGACUGCUGACAUCUGUCAGAUGUUGGUAUGUACUCUUGAUGGAGACCUCUAUCCACCUCUUGAGGAGCCAACUGGGACUACUGACCCAAAAGCCAGCAAGAAGAAGGACAGGGACAGAGAGAAAAAAUUUAUUUGGAACCAUGGAAUCACGCCACCUCUGAAGAAUGUGCGAAAAAGACGCUUCAGGAAAACUGCAAAGAAGAAGUAUAUUGAAUCCCCAGACGUGGAGAAGGAGGUGAAACGGCUUUUGAGCACAGAUGCUGAGGCAGUUAGUGUGCGAUGGGAAGUGAUUGCUGAAGAUGAAUCAAAAGAAGUCGAGAAUCUGUCUGGGUUGGAUGGAUCCCCAGGGAUGUCUGGAAUCAAACAGGGCCGUGGUUCUUCAGCAGUGGAGAGGGAAGAAUUGCGUCAGAUAUUUAAUGAUAUUAGUAGUAGCAGUGAUGGAGAAGAGGGAGAACGCCAGGAAGAAGAAGAUCUUAAUAUCAUGGAGACUGAGGAGGAGCAGAGGGCAGGACAGGAUGGUCAAAAAGGAGGCACUAACCAGAUUGUUCUGGAGAUGCAGAAACAGUUGGAAAAUUUACAGAAGAAACUGAGGGAGACACAAGAACGAAGAAAGCGACAAGAAGAGCUUAUAAUGAAGGUUGAAAAUCUAGCAUUGAAGACUCGCUUGCAAGCUGUACUGGAUGAGUUUAGGCAGCAGGAGGAGAGAGAAAAGCAGCAGCUGACAUCACUACAGGAGCAGCUCGAGGCUCUGAUAGAGAAGUGAGAAGUUUUCAUGUGGUUUCCAUGGAAUUUGUAACUUGCCCACCAUGCUCUAGAUGUACAGCAUAGAGGGGGAUUCUGCCUUUUAAUAAGUCUGUCUAAAAUAUCAGUUUUUGUGCUGAAAAGUAUAUAUACACAGGACGAUUGUUGACUUCGGGCCAUUCGAAGGUAACUGCAUGAGGAUGUUACGCUGCAAUUGUGUGUGCUGUGACUAAAUGGUUGCUGUACAUUACAGAAAUAGGCCAGAUAAGCAUAAAAAUGUUACAUGUAUGAUUUCUUACUGUAAUGUUCAUGGGGCAAGCAUUAUGACCCCAGCAUUUACAGUUUAACUUAUUUAGAAUCUUGCCUGCUGUUCAUUUCCAGUACAAUAUUUCAGAUUCUGAACUCAGAUGCUCAAAUUAAGAGAACAGAGUGAGCCCAAAACACUGAUGAAUGGCUUGUUAACAGCAUUAGUGUUAAGAAGAAUAUUGACAGCUACAGAUGAACUCUAAAUGAUUUUUUAACACUUUUAAAUGUGUCACCCCACCUACUAUUCCAUCCAAAUAAAAUCUUUUGAUUGUUA
Messenger RNA from Xenopus laevis (African clawed frog), 2098 nucleotides. It is a transcript of the gene taf7L.L, whose product is annotated as TATA-box binding protein associated factor 7 L homeolog. Gene Ontology annotation, molecular function: RNA polymerase II general transcription initiation factor activity. Lineage: Eukaryota; Metazoa; Chordata; Amphibia; Anura; Pipidae. The transcript is spliced from 14 exons. Gene Ontology annotation, cellular component: transcription factor TFIID complex; nucleus. Gene Ontology annotation, biological process: RNA polymerase II preinitiation complex assembly; transcription initiation at RNA polymerase II promoter. The record is from RefSeq and is a predicted model, not a curated record. The coding region runs from base 497 to 1540 and encodes 347 amino acids.